UUUUCUGUCGUUGGAUGCACGCGGCGCUGUCUCGCGUCGCCCGCGUCGGCGUCGGCUUCGGCUUCGGAGUCGUCGCGCGGGCGCCGCCGAUGAGUUCGUCGGCGUCGGCGGCGGCGGCGGGGAGGGGCAGGGGCGGGGCCAGGGACCCGAGCGAGAACCCCGCGGUGGGGCGGCUGCGGGAGCUCGUCCAGCGCGGCGACGAGGCAGAUGGCUGGGAGAAGUCCUGGGAGGCUGGAGUAACCCCGUGGGAUUUGGGGAAGCCAACACCUAUCAUCGAACAUCUCGUUAAAUCAGGAACUCUCCCAAAAGGAAGAGCGUUGGUUCCAGGAUGCGGCACGGGAUAUGAUGUGGUUGCUCUGGCAAGCCCUGAGCGAUUUGUUGUUGGCUUAGAUGUUUCUAGUACGGCUGUGGAGAAGGCUAAGCAGUGGUCAUCCGCUUUGCCAAAUGCAGACUAUUUUACUUUUCUGGCUGACGAUUUCUUCGAGUGGAAACCAAGUGAACGAUUUGAUCUUAUUUUCGAUUAUACGUUCUUUUGUGCGCUCCAUCCGAGCUUGAGGUUGGCUUGGGCAGAAACAGUUAGUCGCCUUCUAAAACCUGAUGGAGAGCUCAUCACCCUUAUAUAUUUGAUUGACAACAGUGCUGUGGAUCAACAUGGUAAGUUAUUUUCUACUCCGUGGCUGCUAUUGUGAUACAAUAUACAUAAAAGGGUAAUAGAGAAAUUUAUUAAAUUGUUUCUCUUCUUAUCUUGGUGUAAAUCAGUGAGAUAUUGCUCUAGUUAUCCUAAUCCAAGGGUUUUCAACAAGAAGUCAAACUCUCGCUGAUUUUUUAUUUGUAAAUCUUGCAUCUACAGAUAUUAGGACCUUUUAAUAUAAUCUGAAAAGUAGGAAUUGAUUUCAGCAAUUAGCUGAAGAUAUUUAUGCAUACUCCAGUGAUAUUAGAAACAGAGCUGCUAUAGUGACAACAUUCCAAUAUAUUUUGCUUCAUCCCUAUUGAGGCAGUUCUAUAACACAACAAAUACAACUAAUUUCAGGUUGUUGCUCUAAUAUACACCAUCUAUCGGGUGUAUGUAGAAGUAGUUAGGACUUAGGAGGCAGCAAUUUACUUUGGAUUUCACAAUACUGUUUUGUUCACCGUAAAGAGAAUUUGG
This is a messenger RNA of Oryza brachyantha (malo sina), 1147 nucleotides long. Its product is annotated as probable thiol methyltransferase 2. The coding region runs from base 15 to 689 and encodes 224 amino acids. The record is from RefSeq and is a predicted model, not a curated record. Lineage: Eukaryota; Viridiplantae; Streptophyta; Magnoliopsida; Poales; Poaceae. Gene Ontology annotation, molecular function: S-adenosylmethionine-dependent methyltransferase activity. The transcript is spliced from 6 exons.